CAGUGUUGUGAUUGAUGAUUGAUGAAUUUUCAAGUUAUGGAUAAUAUGCAGUUUUUAGAUAUAACAGGGUUGGAAGUGGACGAGAUUCGUCACAUAAAUUCUUGUCUGUCCGAUACCCCUAAAAGAAUCUCCUUGCCUUGGACUCUCAAGAAGAAAUCUCCCCAAAAAAAAUUACACAGAAAACCAAAUGCAGCAGUCGAAUGUAAGAAGUCAUCAGACGUUGAUGAAGAAACACUGAUCUCACACGACAAUGCUAUAUCUGUUGAUACACCCACUUCUAAGACGGAUCAUUUCAUUCCCACACAAGUUUCUACAACGGCUGACAAAGAAACAGAUAUUUGA
Coccinella septempunctata (seven-spotted ladybird) is the source of this 342-nucleotide messenger RNA. RefSeq lists its product as uncharacterized. Lineage: Eukaryota; Metazoa; Arthropoda; Insecta; Coleoptera; Coccinellidae. The transcript is spliced from 3 exons. The record is from RefSeq and is a predicted model, not a curated record. The coding region runs from base 22 to 342 and encodes 106 amino acids.